Molecule: messenger RNA, 1726 nt
Organism: Dermochelys coriacea (leatherback sea turtle)
Lineage: Eukaryota; Metazoa; Chordata; Testudines; Dermochelyidae
Product: killer cell lectin-like receptor subfamily B member 1B allele C
Exons: 7
Coding region: 91-903 (270 amino acids)
Source: RefSeq, a predicted model, not a curated record
UGAUGUUGGACUGAGGUCAAUUUUAUACACACACCAAGUGGCAGGCUUCCCUGCGAACACAGCCUGGUGCUCUUAUCAGCUGCUCGCAUCAUGGCUGGGGAGAUAGUCUAUGCCGAUCUGAACCUCCUCUCUGGCUUUCCUGACUCCAGGAUGCCCCUUUCAGCUCAGCCCCUCAGUCCCCCGAGUCCCCGGUGGCAUCGGACAGCGCUGUGGGUCGGAUGGAUUGGGAAUAUUGUCCUGGUGAUUGCUGUGAUAGUGCUGGGGAUUUGGGUUUCCCACUUGAUGUCUGAGAAGGGACAGACCCCGGCAGCUCCUGGAAGCGACGGAGCCGGGAGCAGAGAUACACCGACACCCCCUGGGAGCGCAGACCCCUGCACGGCAGAAUGCAGCGCCCGCCUGGAGCGUUUCCGAUCCCAGCUGAGCCAACGUCUGUGCCACCCGGCUCGGCCCAGCCCAGCAGGGGACUCUGGGUGCAAACUCUGCCCCAUGGACUGGCAGCUGCACAGGGACAAGUGCUACUGGGUCGGCAGCGGAAGUAAAAUGUGGAGCGAGAGCCGCGCCGACUGCUCAGCGAGGGGCUCCCAGCUGCUGGUGAUCCAGGACUGGGAGGAGCUGGAGUCCCUCCAGGCCCUGACACGAGGCUCAUCUCAGUUCUGGGUCGGACUGUCCCGCCUCUCCCCGGAGAAGGGCUGGACCUGGCUGGACGGCUCCCGGCUGGAUCAGACCCAGUUCCCGGUGUCAGGCCCGGCAGAGGGGAACAGCUGUGGGUCGGUGAAAGGGAAUCGGCUUCAUUCUGACACCUGCAGCUCUGGAUUUCAGUGGAUUUGCCAGCAAGACGCCACCCCGCUCUUACGCUCUCCGCUCUCUUCUCCAGCCUGCCCACUGCUCCUGUCCAGCCUGUGAUCUGAUGCACCUCUGCCCAUCCUUCCCCAAUGGAUCGUUAACUCCUGUCACUAACGAUGGACGAACCUCAGCUUCAGAGGUUUCUGUGUGGAUGUGCUGUCCACUUGCUACCUCCUUAGAGCACCAAUAAGUAGAUCAGUGCCCCCAACCCCGAUCCCAAAUGGAACCUUUCCCUGUGCAUUAUUUGAUGCUCUCAGGGGUCACUGUCUCUGUCAGAGGAGCCGGGUUGGGGUGCUCCAUGGCAGUGAGGGGGGCACUACGGGGACGGCUGGGAGCUAACAAACGCCCUGUAACCCUGUGGCCUGGCAGCCCAGGAGGAGAUGGACUGGCAAAGCUGGAGGGCAGGGUGACUGGCCAGGCUGAGAGGUGACCUUCCAAACAGACCCAAGUGUCUUUAGGAGCCACCCCCGAGACAACUGGGCUUGUGAGUGCAACAGGACAGAGCUUGUCCAGCGUGUGGAAGAGACAGGGCUGGCAAGCUCUGGCCCGUUCAGGGUUUGGUCAUGGGGCUGGAUGAAUGCAACAAGCUGAAGGUGCUGUCACAAGAGGGAGACGGUGUGGCCUCCAACCAGAGCCCCAGCAUCUACCCUGCCGUUAAACAGCUCCUUCGCUCAAGCCCAAGUUAGGUGGCAUGAGCCAGGCGCAGGUGUCCAACUGCCAUGUAAACAUCGACUUUGUGCUUCACUUUCCCCAUCUGUGAAAUGGGGAUAUUGAUAUUGAUCUUCCUGUUUGAAACACUUUGAGAUCUACAGAUGCAAAGCUCAAGAUCGGAGCAAGGGGUCAUCAUGAUCAUGGGGACAUUAAAGGUUUCCAUUAAACCGUG